Papaver somniferum (opium poppy) is the source of this 393-nucleotide messenger RNA. RefSeq lists its product as uncharacterized. Lineage: Eukaryota; Viridiplantae; Streptophyta; Magnoliopsida; Ranunculales; Papaveraceae. The record is from RefSeq and is a predicted model, not a curated record. Bases 1 to 393 code for a protein of 130 amino acids. The transcript has a single exon.
AUGAAGCUAUCUGCUAAAUACUUUCGGCCAUUUGAAGUGUUACAGAGAGUUGGAAAUGUGGCUUACAAGCUCAAACUACCAGUGGAGUCAAGAAUUCACCCAGUUUUUCAUGUCUUUCAACUGAAGAAAAAGGUAGGCCAGCAUAUCACCACUACCACUUCACUUCCACUAGUUGAUGUUUCAGGUUCUUUCAUAGUUACUCCAAUAGCAGUUCUAGACUCCAGACAUGUUCUUAGAGGCAACAAUACAACCCUGCAACUACUCAUACAUUGGGCUGGAGCUCCUGUUGAAGAUUCCACAUGGGAAGAUACCAACCACAUUCACUCUCAAUUUCCAGAUUUUAUCCUUGAGGACAUGGAUCUUCCAAAGAAGGGGGUGUUGUCAUGUAACUAG